ACUAAAUGAGGAUUUGUUGAUACCUUCACCAGCAGGUGAUGUUUUUUCAGCCAUUUAGAGUAUCUCCCUAGCCUUUUAAAGAAAAAUACCAGCUAUUUUAAAAUAUGACAUUUUUCACAAGACAAAAGAACACUUAUCUUAGUAUUGUAGGCCACUAAAAAAAACUAUUAUCAAGGAAUGUUACUGUAGCGUUAUAUAUACGGCUCUGGAUUAUGGACUUGUAUUAAAAUAAACACUGAAAUGAUUGCACAAUCUGAACCUUCCAUGUGACGAAACAUCUGCAACACAUGAUAAUAAUCUUGUGGUUUUCGAAGUAUUUUUUUGUUCUCAAAUCAUUUAGUUUACUACUAUUAGGUUAAGAGUUAAACACAUGGAACACUGUUCCACCCCUUUUCUUAUCACCUGUGCCUUUAAGAACAUUUAAGUGCAGUACCAAAGUCUUACUUGGAACCAGGAAGGAAUAGAACAUAUUAUGCUCUCUGGCAAAGGAGAAUAUUGACAUACACCUUGGAUUCCAUAAAGAAUGAAAAUGUAUUGGAACUGCCUCUGGAUUACUCUCUACUUGCUCUGUCCAACUGUGGUUUCUGGUGGGAAGGUCCUUGUUUAUCCUGUGGACGGGAGUCACUGGGUGAACAUGAAAGUCAUUAUUGAGGAACUACAUUCAAGGGGCCACCAGGUUUCUGUUGUGCGAUCAUCAGGCAGCUGGUACAUCAAGGAGACCUCCCCAUUCUAUUCUUCAAUUACACUCAAUAUAGAUUCUGAAUUCGAUGAAGGCUUUAUAACUACUUUUGUGUCCCAGCUGCUGGAAAUCCAGAGGGAAGGGAAGUCUGCCUGGACACGUUUUAAACUGGAAAUGGAACAAGCGCAAAAGGCCUCUGAGAUGCAUGAGAAAACAAAAGAAAUGCUUGAGUUGCUUUUUGAAAGCAAAGAUCUGAUACAGUCGCUGCAGGAGGCUAAUUAUGACCUUGUCCUUACAGACCCUGCUAUACCAGGGGGUGUUAUACUUGCUCACUACCUCAAGUUACCUCUUGUUUUCAACGUCAGAUGGACUAGUCAAGGCGAAGGCCAUUUCUCAAUUGCACCUUCACCUCUUUCUUAUGUUCCAAUGACAGGGGCCGAGCUUUCAGAUAAAAUGAGCUUUCUUGAGAGGCUUCUUAACGUAAUAAUUUUUGGCUUCACAGAAUAUCAAAUAACACAGUAUAUUUUACCACAUUAUGUUGGCUUAAUUGAUAAAUAUUUAGGUCCAGAUGCAGAUUAUCUAUCCUUGUUUCAAGCAGCAGACCUUUGGCUCAUGAGAGUGGACUUUGUGUUUGAGUUUCCACGUCCUACCAUGCCGAAUAUUAUCUAUAUGGGAGGGUUCCAGUGUAAACCAGCAAAACCUCUUCCUGAACACCUGGAAGAGUUUGUGCAGAGUUCAGGAGAGCAUGGGGUCAUCAUCAUGUCUCUGGGGACUUUGAUUGGAGAGCUUCCCCAUGACCUAGCUGAUUUGAUUGCUGCAGCUUUUGCAAAAUUACCCCAGAAAGUCAUAUGGAGAUAUAAAGGUGACAGACCAGCCACUCUGGGCAACAACACUUUACUAGUAGACUGGAUGCCACAAAAUGACCUUUUAGGACAUCCCAAGAUAAAACUAUUUGUGGCUCAUGGAGGGACAAAUGGCGUUCAAGAGGCAAUCUAUCACGGAGUUCCUAUUGUAGGACUUCCAUUGAUUUUUGAUCAGCGUGAUAAUAUAUUUAGAAUUGAAGUAAGAGGAGCAGGGAAGCUAAUUGAUAUUUUUAGUAUGAAUGAAGACAUCUUCUUUCAGGGUGUUCAGGAAGUCCUGAAUGAGCCCUCCUACAGGAUGAACAUGCAGAGACUCUCCAGGCUGCACAGAGAUCAGCCAAUGAAGCCAUUGGAUAACGCCCUCUUCUGGAUAGAGUUUGUCAUGAGACACAAAGGUGCCGCUCACCUGAGAACUGAAUCCUACAAAAUGCCCUGGUAUUCUUACCACUCUGUAGAUGUGAUGCUCUUCUUAGUUGGAGUUGUGCUGAUAGUUCUGGGCACCUUUGCUGCCUUAAUAAGAUGUUUUUGCUCCAUGUGUCUGAGAAAAAAAAGUAAAUGUGAUUUAAAAAAAACAAAGUAGCAAUCGCAAUGAAAUUUAACCCAAAAAUAUGCAUUAAAUGUGACAAACACAACAAAGUGGGUCAGCUAUUUGUACUAGCUAUUUAUUGGGGAUAACAGAAAAACAUUUUCAUUGAGUUUGAAACCUUUGUCUGAUUAUAGUAAAAAAAGACAAAACACCAAAAUCAUUCAGUGCUUUAUACUUUUUUAUUUGAUCAAUAUGGAGUUUAAGGCUGUUUAAGGCUGAUUAUAUUUGUUUUCACCCUAUUCUUACAGUUUUGUUAUUUUACCAACCCCAUACUCUGGAUAAACAAACAUUGCAUACCCUUUUGCAAUUUGUCUAUGCUGGUUGGCACAUUAUUUUGAAACAUUCUAGUCAGGGUUUUACAUUAACCAAUCAAUACUCUUUGAAUAUGUGGCCCUAGAUAUCUGCAAACUUAGAUCAGAGUAUGCAUGGAUAUAACCUUUAGGAGAAAGGGUUACCAACAUGUACAGUAAACCUGCUGUCUUCAAGGGUAGAAAAUAAAAAACAUUUAUAAAUGAUACAGUUCAUCAGUUGGUAUUUAAUGAGCCCACAGUGGAAAUAACCUUUGCAUGCAUUCCUUCACUGAAUUUAAAGACUUUUCAAAUUCACUCUUACACUGUAAGACAAUAUAUUUUACAUUUUUAAACUACUACAUACUUUCCUCAAUGUUGCACAGUAUGGGUGAUACAUGUUCUUAUAGCUUCCAAGCAAAGUGUAGGCUUGUAUAGAUUUAAACAGAUCCAAUUUCACACUUGAAGAUUAGACUGAGAAACCAGAGCUAUAUUAGG
This is a messenger RNA of Etheostoma cragini (Arkansas darter), 2910 nucleotides long. Its product is annotated as UDP-glucuronosyltransferase 2A1-like. The transcript is spliced from 2 exons. Gene Ontology annotation, molecular function: UDP-glycosyltransferase activity. Bases 524 to 2119 code for a protein of 531 amino acids. Lineage: Eukaryota; Metazoa; Chordata; Actinopteri; Perciformes; Percidae. The record is from RefSeq and is a predicted model, not a curated record.